This is a messenger RNA of Centropristis striata (black sea bass), 5108 nucleotides long. RefSeq names its product cullin-associated and neddylation-dissociated 1 (gene cand1). Gene Ontology annotation, cellular component: nucleus. The record is from RefSeq and is a predicted model, not a curated record. Gene Ontology annotation, biological process: protein ubiquitination; SCF complex assembly. Lineage: Eukaryota; Metazoa; Chordata; Actinopteri; Perciformes; Serranidae.
GAUGAGCCAGUGUCUGUAGAGAAAGACCCGCACACACCAACCACAGACAGGCUGCAACAGACAGGCUCCAGCACCACAGACAGGCAGCCGGAGCCGCACACAGACACACACACACACACAGACAGACAGGCAGACAGACAGCCGGAACACACACACACACACACACACGGAGAGAGGCAGCGCUAGCAGGAGGCUAACAGCUAACAGCGACAUGGCGAGCGCCUCGUACCACAUCUCCAACCUGCUGGAGAAGAUGACCUCCAGCGACAAGGACUUCAGGUUUAUGGCCACUAACGACCUGAUGACGGAGCUGCAGAAAGACUCCAUCAAACUGGACGACGACAGCGAGAGGAAGGUGGUGAGGAUGAUUCUCAAACUGUUGGAAGACAAGAACGGAGAAGUUCAGAAUCUGGCCGUCAAAUGCCUGGGUCCCCUGGUGAGUAAGGUGAAGGAGUACCAGGUGGAGACCAUCGUGGACACGUUGUGCACCAACAUGCUGUCAGACAAAGAGCAGCUCAGAGACAUUUCCUCCAUCGGACUCAAGACCGUCAUCGGAGAGCUGCCGCCCGCCUCCAGCGGUUCAGCUCUGGCUGCCAGUGUGUGUAAGAAGAUAACGGGUCGUCUGACGAGCGCCAUCGCCAAACAGGAAGACGUGUCCGUCCAGCUGGAGGCGCUGGACAUCAUGGCCGACAUGCUCUGCAGACAGGGCGGUCUGCUGGUGAACUUCCACCCCUCCAUCCUCAGCUGUCUGCUGCCUCAGCUCACCUCCCCCAGACUGGCCGUCAGAAAGAGGACCAUCAUGGCUCUGGGCCACCUGGUGAUGUCGUGUGGUAACCUGGUGUUCAUCGACCUGAUUGAACAUCUUCUGACGGAGCUCGGCCGCAACGACAACAUGUCCACCACCAGAACCUACAUCCAGUGUACAGCCGCCAUCAGCAGGCAGGCCGGACACCGCAUCGGAGAGUACCUGGAGAAGAUCAUUCCUCUGGUGGUGAAGUUCUGUAACGUUGAUGAUGACGAGCUGAGAGAAUACUGCAUCCAGGCCUUCGAGUCCUUCGUCAGGAGGUGUCCUAAAGAAGUCUACCCCCACGUCCCCACCGUCAUCUCCAUCUGCCUCCGCUACCUGACCUACGACCCCAACUACAACUUUGAUGAUGAAGACGAGGACGACAACGCCAUGGACGCCGAGCAGAACGACGAAGACUACCAGGGCAGUGAUGAUGAGUACAGUGAUGAUGAUGAUAUGAGCUGGAAGGUUCGGCGAGCGGCGGCUAAAUGUCUGGACGCCGUCGUGUCGACUCGUCACGAGAUGCUGCCAGAGUUUUACCGCUCCGUGUCUCCUGCUCUCGUCUGUCGCUUCAAGGAGCGUGAGGAGAACGUGAAGGCUGAUGUGUUCCACGCCUACCUGUCGCUGCUGAAACAGACGCGACCGGCUCAGAGCUGGUUGGCUGAUCCAGACGCCAUGGAGCAGGGGGACACGCCCCUCACCAUGCUGCAGAGCCAGGUCCCGAUGAUAGUGAAAGCUCUCCACAAGCAGCUGAAGGAGAAAAGUGUGAAAACUCGUCAGUGUUGUUUCAACAUGUUGACGGAGCUGGUGAACGUCCUGCCAGGAGCCCUCACCACACACAUCCCUGUACUAAUACCAGGAAUCAUCUUCUCCCUGAACGAUAAGUCGAGCAGCUCCAACCUGAAGAUCGACGCCCUGGCGUGCCUCCACGUCGUCAUGGUGACGCACCCCGCCCACGCCUUCCACGCCCACGUCCCCGCCCUCGUCCCGCCCGUGGUCGCCUGCGUGGGAGACCCCUUCUACAAGAUCACCUCCGAGGCCCUGCUGGUCACACAGCAGCUGGUUAAGGUGAUCCGUCCUCUGGACAGCCAAUCAGAGGGCUCCGACAGCUUUGACCCCUCCCCCUACAUCAGCGACCUGUUCACCUGUACGAUCAAACGUCUGAAGGCGGCCGACAUCGACCAGGAGGUCAAAGAGCGCGCCAUCUCCUGCAUGGGGCAGAUCAUCUGUAACCUAGGUGACCGUCUGCCCAACGAGCUGCCGGGAACGCUGCUCAUCUUCUUAGAACGCCUCAAGAACGAGAUCACCAGACUGACCACCGUCAAAGCUCUGACUCUGAUCGCCGGCUCUCCUCUGAAGAUCGACCUGCGGCCGGUUCUCCCCGACGCCGUCCCCAUCCUCGCCUCCUUCCUCCGCAAGAACCAGAGAGCUCUGAAGCUCUGUACGCUGGCUGCUCUGGACAUCCUGCUGAGGAACUACAGCUCUGCGGUGACCCCGGUGAUGGUGGACGCCGUGCUGGCGGAGCUCCCUCCUCUGAUCUCUGAGAGCGACAUGCACGUGUCCCAGAUGGCGCUGAGCUUCCUGUCCACGCUGGCGGUGACCCACCCGUCCUCUCUGGGCCAGCUGAGCGGAGGAAACAUCCUGCAGCAGCUCAUCGCGCUGGUUCGAUCCCCGCUGCUGCAGGGAGGAGCGCUGGCCGCCAUGCUGGACUUCUACCAGGCUCUGGUGGCCACAGAGACUCCUGGUCUGGGCUACAUGGACCUGCUGAGGAUCCUGACGGGUCCCGUUUACUCCCAGAAGGCCGCGCUGCCUCAUAAACAGGCGUACUGCUCCAUCGCCAAGUGUGUCGCCGCUCUGACACGAGCCUGUCCCAACGAGGGCCCCGCCGUGGUCGGACAGUUCAUCCAGGACGUGAAGAACAGCCGCUCCACAGACUCCAUCAGGCUUCUGGCUCUGCUGUCGCUGGGCGAGGUGGGACACCACGUGGACCUGAGCAGCCAGCCGGAGCUGAAGACCGUCAUCCUGGACGCCUUCUCCUCCUCCAGCGAAGAGGUGAAGUCUGCGGCCUCGUACGCUCUCGGCAGCAUCGCGGUGGGGAACCUCCCCGAGUAUUUGCCGUUCGUCCUGCAGGAGAUCUCGUCCUCUAAGAGGCAGUACCUGCUGCUGCACUCGCUCAAAGAGAUUAUCAGUUCGGCGUCGGUGUCCGGUCUGAAGCCGUACGUGGAGUCGGUCUGGUCUCUGCUGCUCAAACACUGCGAGUGUCAGGAGGAAGGAACCAGGAACGUCGUGGCUGAAUGUCUCGGAAAACUGACGCUGAUCGACCCCGAAACCCUGCUGCCCCGCCUCAAAGGAUACCUGCUGUCAGGUUCGUCGUACGCCAGGAGCUCCGUGGUGACGGCGGUGAAGUUCACCAUCUCCGACCAGCCGCAGCCCAUCGACCCUCUGCUGAAGAACUGCAUAGGCGACUUCCUGAAGACCCUGGAGGACCCCGACCUCAACGUGCGGCGUGUUGCCUUGGUAACGUUUAACUCGGCGGCCCACAACAAACCGAGUCUGAUCCGAGAGCUGCUGGACUCGGUUCUCCCCCAACUCUACAACGAGACCAAGGUCCGCAAGGAGCUGAUCCGGGAGGUGGAGAUGGGUCCCUUCAAACACACGGUGGACGACGGUCUGGACCUGAGGAAGGCUGCGUUCGAGUGUAUGUACACUCUGCUGGACAGCUGUCUGGACCGGCUCGACAUCUUCACCUUCCUGAACCACGUGGAGGACGGACUCAAGGACCACUACGACAUCAAGAUGCUGACCUUCCUGAUGCUGGCUCGUCUCUCGUCUCUCUGUCCCAGCGCCGUCCUGCAGAGACUGGACAGACUGGUGGAGCCGCUGAGGGCCACCUGCACCACCAAGGUGAAGGCGAACUCAGUGAAGCAGGAGUUUGAGAAGCAGGACGAGUUGAAGCGGUCGGCGAUGCGAGCCGUCGUGGCGCUGCUGACGAUCCCCGAAGCCGAGAAGUCGCCGCUGAUGUCAGAGUUCCAGUCCCAGAUCUCGUCCAAUCAGGAGCUGGCGGCCAUCUUUGACUCCAUCCAGCGAGACUCGAGCUCCGCCAACAUGGAGUCCAUGGACACCAGCUAGAGACUCAGAUCCCCACAAUGCACCACGGCACCACCCCCCGACCCCCCAGACCCCCCCGCUGCUGGAGCGCUAACCCUGCAGCAUGUUACCAUGACAACACACACACACACACACACACACACACACGUAGUGACACACCCUCUCUUAGCGACCGGUCGUCCCAUGAUGCAUUGCACUGAAAUCAGCUGUUGGAAGAGAAAGACGGACACACGGACAAAAAGGACAAAAACAAAGAACAAAAAAAAAACAACAAAAAAAAUCCAGAAAAAUAAGUUCCAUUCGAGGCUUGGAAGCUCCUCCCACUUCCUGUUUGUUUUCUAGCGGGGUCGUCUGAUUGGCCGAUCUCUCUGUUCAUCAUUCUUUCUUUUUUUAGUUUCUUUUCUUUUCUUAUUCCACAAAGUUCCACAGGUACUGUACUGUAACCUGAUUGGCCGCUGCUGAGUGACUGACAGUUGGCGUGUUAUUAAAAAAAACAAAAAAAAAACUGACCAAUGGGAAACGGCCUUUUGUUGCCUGAGGCUGCGGUGACCAAUGGGAGAAGGGCUCGCUCUGUUUUUGCGGAAAAUGACGUAGGCGACCAAUAGGAGGCUUGGGUGGGCGGGGUUUUACCGUUUGUGGACCAAUCAGCUUCUUUUGUUUCCCCCCCACCUGAUUCAAUAAGCCCCGCCCCCGGGGAGAGCUCAUUGGACCAGGUCCAGCCCGGCCCGACCUGAUUGGACGGCGCUCUGGUUGUAAAGAUACAAAGUAACAAAGUUCUGAACGUUCCGUUUGUUCCCGUCAGGCAGACCGGAUCAAACUGGUUCAGACCGGAUCAGAUCGGUUCAGACUGGUUUAGACCGGUUCACACUGAUUCAGACUGGUUUAGACCAAUCCGGUCUGGUUUAAACUGGUUCAGACCGGUUCAGUCCGGUCUGGUCGGGGCUGGUUUUUGUUUUCCUGUCUCUCUGGUGAAACUGGGUCCAGUCCGGUUCUGGUUUGAUCCGGUUCUGUCCGGUCUGGUCGGGACAAUCACUGUUUGUUUAUCGCCCAAUAAAAAAUAAAAGCGGUCCAUCUCUGCCUGCCUUCAUCCGGCUGUCUGCUUCUUCUGCUUUCUUUCUGUUUGUUUCUUUAGACAAAAUGUUUUGGUGCGUCUUCAGUAUCGGUCAGUUUCUGACCACAUUAAGAGGAAAUUUGAAUAAAAAGUUUGGAAUCA